UUUCGUACUCGUUUCGAGAAAGAAGAUGGUUUAUAUAUAUUUCUGUGUGUCUCGAGUCAUCGUUGGAUUGACAUUUUUGUAGGCUGAACAAAACAGAUUAAAUUGAACAAACAUCCUGGACAUUUGGCUAAUUCUACCAUUUGCCGAAUAGGACCAUAUACCUCUGUAUCCUUGCACUUUUGAUAAAUCGAAUAGCACAGGCAGCAAGGAUGGUUAAACAUUAUGAGAACAGUUCAAUCUUCCAGUUUAAUUGGAAUCAAGUUGCACAAGGAUUUUGGCAAAGAUAUCCAAACCCUAAUAGUUCUCAUGUUUUGUCAGAGGAUACUGUGUCGAGGGAAGUUAAAAAUGGAAUUCUGUACACCAAAAGGCUGCUAACAAAAACUAACAGAGUACCUAGGUGGGGAGAGAGAUUUGUUAGUAAAAACAUUGUGAAAAUUGUGGAAGAGAGCAUGGUGGAUCCAAAGACUAGGACUUUAACAACGUAUACACGAAAUUUGGGUUAUGCAAAAGUAAUGAGCGUUGUAGAAAAAGUUGUCUAUAAAGUAAGCGAAGAGAAUCCUAAUUGGACCGUAGCAAAAAGAUCGGCAUGGAUUGAUAGUCAAGUGUACGGAUUUAGUAGACCUAUUCAGGCAUUUGGAUUGGAUAGAUUUAAAAAGAACUGCACUUUGAUGUAUACUGGUUUCAAUUACGUACUGGCACAUAUGUUCCCGCAUACGGCGCAGUAUAUGAAUCCAACGCUGUCGCAAAUGGGUUUCGUUCAUCGACUCGAGGAAGGACUCACCGGUAGAUCUAGUCUUGCGGAGGACUUCCAGCAAUCGUUACAGGGAAGGGCAGAGAAGGUGAAAGACGCUGCGAAGAAAGCAACGGAUUUAGCAAAGGAGAAGGCUGGACCGCUUUACGCUGCAUAUCAACCGCAGCAGUCGUAAAGGAAGUCGUGUCGGGGCGUGGGAAACGAUAAAAAGUAUUUUGUUAUCGAAUAAGAAACUGGAAACUCGUGGAAACUGGUGAUAGAACGUAGAACCUUUGUGAAAAAACAAAAACGAUUGUUUCGUUGCCGUAGGAAUCGCUUUGAAUCGAUACAGCGGCGUACGUAAAGUAAUUGGUAAGGAUAGUCCGCGUUUAAAAGCUAUUUCUUCAAGUUCGAGCACCUAUCCUAUUAUUUUUCGUAGAGCAGUAGUUGCGGAAAAUUAUCGCGCAAGCAGCUCUGUUAUACGAUAACACUACACAUUGUGCUAUAGCUACACUAUCAUUCCUGUUAACUGCCAAUCAAUUUUUAAUUAUUAAGAGUCGUGUAAUGUAACUUUGUAGUAAGUGUUUUAAAGCGUAAGAUCAUGUUUUUUACGGUGUCAAUGAAAGUUCGAACGUGGUGCCACGAUGGUAUGUCAACGACGCGACAGGAUACGGCGCAUUUUUGGAGGGAAACGUUUUAUCGUAGUGUUCGGAAGCGGUUUGAAUUCCAGUCUCCGUUUCAUUGCUUGCAUUUGCUCGAUUGCAUGGAAAAAUGGUGUUUGGCCUGUGAAACAUUGAAAAGUUGUACAAACAGUUCUCCCGGGGAUUUCGAAGGAAUUCAAUUCGCUUGAGUAAACGAUGAUUCUCGUCAAACGAGUAAUUGGCAUCGGUUGGCAUAAGUGUGUGAUUUGCAGGACACAAGACCCGCGUUAACAGAACCGUUUGAUUUCUAUUAUUCAAAUUUUUCAUCUCGGUGUUCCACGACACGUUAUUUAGCGACAAUUGUGAAAUUUUGAUUUUACAUGCAUUCGCAGAAAAUUGGCGGGAAUUUUGUUUCACGCGUGCAAGCAUAACGGAAUAUUGUAGUAUAUGUUGUUGCUGCGCAAGUACCAUGGGAACUUGCGGAACGUAGGCCAGAAUAUACGUAAAAAAAAAUUACGUUGCACGAAUUUGUAAUAUAUAAUUAUAUAUAUGUCUAUUUUUAGUCGGUAUUGUCCAUACCCAGUGCGGGGAUUGCCCGUACAGAAAGAUGUACUACCGAAAUAUAGAAAUACAGGUGCGUUUGAG
This is a messenger RNA of Dufourea novaeangliae, 2016 nucleotides long. It is a transcript of the gene prel, whose product is annotated as PRELI domain-containing protein 1, mitochondrial. Lineage: Eukaryota; Metazoa; Arthropoda; Insecta; Hymenoptera; Halictidae. Gene Ontology annotation, cellular component: mitochondrial intermembrane space. Gene Ontology annotation, biological process: phospholipid transport. Bases 210 to 926 code for a protein of 238 amino acids. The record is from RefSeq and is a predicted model, not a curated record. Gene Ontology annotation, molecular function: phosphatidic acid transfer activity. The transcript is spliced from 5 exons.